AUGCCGAAAGGGAUUCAGAAGCGAGUAGCUGUUGAAGGAAAAGAGACGCUCACUAGGAAUCGAUACAGUGUUAGAGGCAAUCCCGUCCAACAUAUAGCGUUCAUAAAGGUACACAAAGCAGCAAGCACUACCAUGGAAAAUAUAUUCCUACGGUAUGGAUAUGAACAUGACCUUGUGUUUGCUCUCCCAAGAAAAAAGGAUCGAGGUGGAAUAAAAUUUUUGACAAAACAAAAUAUCCUUCCGAUACCAAAAAACAAACACAUUGACAUUUUCUGUACACAUGUAAGAUAUGUAAAGGAAGAUUUUCACGAUAUGCUUCCAGGUGAUGCCGUGUAUAUUGGGAUCGUUAGAGAACCAUUCAGCCAGUUUGAAUCAAGUAUACGUUUUUUACGUCAAAAGGUUGUGGUAGAUAUACCAGUGAAAAACCCUGUCUGGGAGUAUUUAGCACACAAUGAAAAAUAUAUGAAACAUGGUGGAGACCGUAUUCCAACUACCUAUAACUUUAUGUCGUAUGAUUUUGGUUUUCCAAUCGAAUUAUUCUGGAAGACAGAUUUCAAUGCCAUGCAGGAUUAUUUACUUAAACUUAAUGAGGAAUUCGACAUUGUACUUAUAAUGGAGCAUCUAGAUGAAUCCAUUGUGUUAAUGAGACGACUUUUAAACUGGGAUCUCAGGUUCGUGCUUUAUGGGAAACUGAAUGCGAAGAAAAGUUUAGAUUCACGAUUGAAGUUUGGACCCAAUGAAGAAAAACUAUAUCAGAAUUGGGCCAAACUGGAUUAUGCUCUUUAUUACUUUUUCCUUCAGAAACACAAAGAACGUAUACAAAACCAGCCCCCAGAUUUCUUUGAGGAGUUAGCCUAUUUCAGAGAAACCAGAAUGAAGUAUGAUCACUUCUGUUCGGGGUUACUUGCUGGUAAUAUUAGUAAGUCUCAGCUUUCGUUUGAAGGAAGUGCUUGGAAUAAACCGUUUAUCAUCUCAAAAGAAAAUUGUGAAAAAUUGUAUAUACACGACGUUACGUUUAUAAAUAUACUAAAGAGAAGGCAUUUGCAGUCAUGA
This is a messenger RNA of Ylistrum balloti, 1053 nucleotides long. RefSeq names its product galactose-3-O-sulfotransferase 3-like. Gene Ontology annotation, cellular component: membrane. Bases 1 to 1053 code for a protein of 350 amino acids. Gene Ontology annotation, molecular function: galactosylceramide sulfotransferase activity. The record is from RefSeq and is a predicted model, not a curated record. NCBI's taxonomy places the organism in Eukaryota, Metazoa, Mollusca, Bivalvia, Pectinida, Pectinidae. Gene Ontology annotation, biological process: glycolipid biosynthetic process. The transcript has a single exon.